ACAAUAAUUGGGUCUGAGCUCUUGUUUCAGCCGAGACUGUUUGACAGACGGACCCCAAUUCACGCUUGCUUGUUGAGGGUCAAAUGUGUGAGGAUGUGCUGGUAAUUUCGUCAACAUGUCAAGUUUCUCUAGAUCCGCCCAGGUAAAUAAAUGCAUUAUAAAUCAAGUAUUUUUGUUUCAAUCAAACAGGCUGGCUGGUAAACGAGAUUUUAUUGAAGUGCAGCGGCUCUCUGUCACAAAAUAGCGCACGCUAGCGUUGCUCCAAAGCUAGCCACUCUGUGUUUGACAUGAUUUAGGUUCUAUUUUACGUAUUAAAAUGGUUAACUGGUUAAAUGACUGCUAGGCCACCUUUUGUCGUUUCAUGGAUUCUUUUGUUAAAAGUAUAAUUCGCCUGAAAUUGUGUGUAGUAUCGCUUUAUAUCGUUACAUCUCACCGGACUGUUCACUGAGAUCAGAAUAAUCGGAUCAUCUCUGCUGUUUGUUUAAGCAGCUCAGAGGACAUUUCAUAUGACCACUUCACCUUUUUCUUAUUCUUAUUCUUGACUGUUCAGAUUAUAGUGGAUUGAGCUGUACUGGAGUGCAUCACAGUGAAAGGUGUUCCUAAUAUUAUGCUCCUCUCAUGCUUGUUAAUGAUAUGGUCUAAAUAUUAGGAACAAUUUUCAGUAUAACUCUCCACUCGUCCACUUACAGCUUAUAUGUCUUCAGUGAUAAAUAAAGAUACCAUGAUUUCAUGUCUGGUCACUCCAACAAAAACUGAAAAUGUAGAAGCUUCUUGAAAGUAGAGUUUAUGAUAGGGCUGUUGUAUUGGACUGGUUUACCCAGGUGUUCAUAAUGUUAUGGUUGAUCUGUGUAUUUUAAAGUGUAGUUAAGCAUGAAUGCUCUUGUGCUUGUUGGCUGAAUUUAGCCAAUUUGUUUACUUUUUUCACUGUCUUGUAGACGUGGAAAGAUCUGUUGAUAAAGUAGUCAUCCUCUUUCAAAAGGGGGGUGUAUUCUUUUUUAGAAUAAAUAUCCGUCUUACUGGUUACUCACUUUUUCAGCAGUCUACACUUUACUUUCCUUUUUAGGAUAAUAACACCCUUAUGAAAAUGCAACACAUCCCAAAACUCACUGACUUGUGUCACAACAAGAACAACAACAACAAUAAUAAUAAUAAAAAUAAUAAAGGUAUUAUUCAACUUUUGCAUUGCUAAACUAGCCAUGAUUGCUGCUGUGCUGUCAAAAGCAGAAUGAAUCAAACUGAAUCUCAAUAUUGCACUUUAUUCUCAAGUUACUCCUCUAUACAUUGUUUCAACUUUAGUAAGUAAUAAAAGCAAUCAGAUAAACCUACACUCUCUUGUUAUUGGGCUUGUAAGAAAAUCUGAGAACAACAGCCUGGAAUUUAAAAAGCAACAUCAUUUUCAUAACUAAUUGUUACACUGAAGACACAUAACCCAUAGGAAACAGUGUAAAACUGAAUUGAGAUUGGAAACAAAGUCAUGACAGAAUAAUAAAAAAAAAGAAAACUUAUUUUUUGACUAUUGUAACCUUGGUGAUAACCCAUAUAGAUCAACUUUGGUUAGUUGCCGUACCAUGUAUGAAAAAGAAAUUAGUAUAAUAAUGGUUAAGACACGAGGAACAAUUACCUGGGGUGGUAUUUUACCCAAACAAAAUGUAAAAUAGAUCAGUACUUAUUUAGUGUGAUCUGUUUUUGACUGGAUUAAAAAAAAGAAAUAAGAAAUCACAAGUCUGAGACCAAAUCACUUCCCAACCCUGGUGUAAUUACACAUUUUUGAACCCUAAAACUACGGCUGCUGAUCAGGAGUGAUUUUGUUAUUUCAUGGUCUUCUAGUGACAUUUCACAAUGUCUCUUUUGUUUUCCAAAGUACCAGAACAGUGAUGGCUUCAUUUAAGUCAGUUUAUUUAAAACUUUGUGUACUCUUGAUCCUUAAUUUCAGCAAUGGGCGACCUUCGCUCGAUCCUGGUUCCUGAUUGACGCUCGGAUGCAGCCUCCAGGGAGGAUUGCGACUAUGUGUGCUGUCAGACUACAGGGGAAACACAAGCCUAUCUACCACGCACUGAGUGAGUUAAUGCCUAACCCGACACAGAAAACACAGAAAUAGUCAGAAACAAUGUUAACAUUCAUCUUUGUAGUAGCAUAGAACAACCACACGAUGGCACAAGAGGAUAAAAUGAAUAUAUCUGCUUUCCCCUUGGUCGUAUGUUAUAUAGAGAUGCUCUCACAUCACUCUGGUUCAAAGUUUAGUUCAUAGCUCUUGUUAUCAUUGUUGUACCAUAUGUGUGUGUGAUUGUUCUUUCUACUUAAAUAAAGGUUUUAUUAUUAAAUGAACUCAGCUGUAAGUCUGCUGACAAACCUCUCGAACUUUUGCAGGUGACAUUGGUGACCAUGUUGUAGUAAUAAACACCCGACACAUAGCGUUCUCUGGAAAUAAAUGGGAGCAGAAGGUUUACUCAUCACACUCGGGGUAAGUCCAGAUAGUUUCAAAGGAUGCUUUCAUUUCCUCAGCUUUUUCUGUUCUACUUUGUUCUUCAGGGCCUUAAAACCAACUUAGUUUUAUAUCUUUUGUCACUUUUUGACUUAAAGAGAUGUAUUGACCUCUUUGUGUGUUUUAGUGGGCCACUGCUAUUAUACAGUUUGAAUAACACAAGGCCCUUAAGUUAGCUUGUCUGUUUUUUCAAAGGUUUCCUGGUGGAUUCAAACAAGUCACAGCCGCCCAGCUGCACCAAAAAGACCCAAAAGCUGUAAGUGUUGCCCCUCUUUAUACAUGUUUCACAUUUUUAUUAAUAAGGUGUAUUAAAAUUUCAGAUAUGCCACCACCACAUAAUUCACAUUGUGGGAUUUUUACGACACUUCCUCUACAAUUUAACCCACAUUUGUGGAGAUUAGCCUAAUUCCUGUGUCAGGUGUUGUGACAUUUAUCCCUUCUUUCACAUGUGCUGCUCCUGCAUAUUAAUGUGAAGAGCAGGGUGCAGGGAUUAACCAGCAGUGGAUUUGUGCCGGGGUGAAGCUCAGUUUAAGGAUAAUUCCUGUCAUUGUGUUCAUGUUUCAUAUUCAUGGGCUCAGGGACUCUUCAUAAUGUUAAACACUGGGCUGUGGAGGUAAUGUUCAGAACUGCACCUGACCUACAUUCCAAACUUUAAAAGACAUUUGCACCAAACAUCUGUUUCACGAAGUAGGCAGUGUGAAAUGUGCUUUUGAAGACUAGACUUAGCAUGUCAAAAUACGUCUUUGUCGACUAGUUUAAAUUACAAAAAUAAAUUCAAGCUGGACAGUUUGAAUGCACUUAAAAAUCUAGACAACAACAUAUCUGCCCAAUUCUUCGAAUAGGUAAACAAUGUCUACUGUGGUUACAUUCAGUUUUAUUUCUGAUGCCUCACAGUGGACUUGAGCAUGUGCUGCUUUUUUACUUGUUCUGAUAAAAGCAAAGUUUCAGAGUUUGUUUUUUAUUCCACUUUUUUUAAUCCCAGCUAAUGAUACAGUGUUAUGGCAGAAGUAUGUUCAGCAAGCAGAGUCUUCGGUUGUUCAGAAUAACCACAGUAAAGCUCUUCAGUGUACAAACUUCCUGACAUUUUCUUGUCAGGUACAAUAAAAGUAGGUGGAUUAACAGAACAGGUUUUCUCUCUGUAGUUUACAAAUCCCAGAAAAACAUGCACUCUGCUGUUGGCUCUUUGUCAACGCAGGCUUUAAUCCAGCCCCGACUACAGACGUGUGUCCUGAUGGUGGUUUAGAAAAAUGAGGUCUGAGGGUUGGCGAGCGACAAGGGACAAAUGGAAUUGAACAGAUGACUGAUUUGUCAGCACUGCCUCUGUCCAACAUUACUGUCCAACAUUUCCGUCCAAUAUCUCGGUCCAGUAAAGCUCUCCAAGUCUUAAUUCACUUUAGUGUAACAAGCUUCAUGUCGAGAAACAUGAUUUUUGGGGAGUGUAGCGAAAUCCGAAAAAGUCUACAAGAUGCUAUAUAAGCACUUUUUCAUUUACAAGCUACAGCAAGCAGAUUGUAUGUCAACCUUUCUCCAUGUGUUUGUUCUCACCAGAUUGUGAAGUUAGCUGUUUAUGGCAUGCUGCCCCGGAAUCUGCUACGGCGUACCAUGAUGCAGCGAUUACACAUCUUUCCUGACGAUGUAAGUCCGGUUUCUUGUCCAGCUUUACACAUUAGUAUGUUCAUAGAUAAAGAAAUCAUGCUGAGGAAGAGACUGGGAAAGAGGGCAUACUAAAGCGAAGGAUUAAGUAAUAAGAUUUCACAUGAAAGUAAAGAAGGAGUUAAUGUGAUUGUCAUAUUAUUAAGGCCAUUUUUAUAUUAGAGAAUGAUCACUCCGCAAGUUUCCUGAGAUAGUUUGUGUUAUAUUUAAAGAGCCUAUACUUGAACUGUUUAGUAUCUUUCAGUUUCAGUAAGGAGUCCUGCCCAAAUAUUAUUUGGAUGUAAUUUGAUCCAUGAAAGAGAUCAUUGAUUCCAAGAGAGUGAGACACAGGCAGAAUACCAGGUCUCUGUGUUUGUGCUUGUUAUAAACGGGGCGCUGGGUUUCAGUAUUGAGAAGAAGGGAAAGGCCGUUAACUCUGCUUUCAUUUUGGAUCUGACAUGAUACCCACCUUCAGAGUUGAUGCUGCACAGCGUUCAUCCCUCAUUAAAAGCAGAUAUGCUCCACAGUCCUUGUAAAUGUCUGCAGCCCUCGCUGCAUUACAAAACAGUGUUUUUGAAGCCUUGCUGUUUUUUCAUCAUCAUUUUAAUCUUUUGGUCUCAACUUUAUUCCCCCAGCUCAAAUGAAUCUGGAGGCACACACCGUUGUGUAGUGAAUAUUAAUAAGAACGACUGUCAACACCAGAGUUACGGACCCCAAACACCCCUCAAUCUCCGAAGAGACAAUCUGAGCUGCUUUUUUUUCUGGCCUUCUUUUAAUAUCGCUCCCUUGCAGUUUAUUUUCUCAUAUUUGUGUCUUCCCUUCGCCUUGGAUUUGUUCUGCUUCCUUUUUUGAAAAUAUUCUGUCCACACCUAAACAGGAGCUGCCAGACGACAUUCGUGCCAACCUGACAGAGGAGCUGCCUCAGCCCAGAGAAAUCCCCAGGAAGCUGAGCGAGUACACGCAGGAGGAGAUUGACGCCUUCCCCAGACUGUGGACGCCGUAUGUACAAACACAUGCAGUCUGCUCUCAAGUACACACACCACCAUCCAUACUCACAGUGCUCAUAUAGGAGUCUCUAAAUUUAAAGGCUGACAAAAGGCGAGUUUUAAUUAUUUAUAACACUCAUAGAUGGGCCUCUGCUAAAAACGAAUGAAGCUGUCUAUCGUGUCAACAGUAAAACCUCACUUUCUGGCUUUAAUGCCGGAUUAAAUCAACACCAUCAUCAUUAGAAAAUUGAAUGGAUGAGAGUGUAUUUAAGAGAGUUGUAACAGCUCAGCACUGUGUGAACAGAUAGACCCUUAUAUGAUCAUUGUACCCCGUCUGGGAGGAAUCUAUCCCACCUAGUGUUGCACAUAAAUACCACCACCCCUGACCACUGCUGUCAAAGCACUUUUGAAGUCGUGUUUCUGUUGGCGUCGCUCAGGCACCUCAAAAUGACUAAAUGAACGUAGCGAAAAUAUACAUAAACUCAGACACCACUCAGCACUUUUUUUUCUUCACUCCAUUGAACUAAAUGGAAAAUCACAUAUUUGAAUGUUUAUGGUAAUGUUCAGCUCAACUUCUCCUUUUAAAUUGAUUUUUUAAUAACCUAGCAAACUUGCUAAAAAGUUUCCUCUUAGAAAUUAUCAGCUCAGGUUUUUUUUUUUAACCUUUUAGAGUCUUUGCGCCACACCCAGUCAUAUUCAUUCCACUUGUACUGAUGAACAACAGCCAGAAGGGGGCGAUAGUGGUUUGCGUACUGUCUCAUUUUUUUCUAUUCCUCUCAUUCUGGUUCUGGUAAGGACUUAGAAGACAUCCUUUGUUUGUUGUAAUAUUGUGUUAAUAUGUGUUAAAACACUCAUAAAAAGGACAGUGAAUGUAUCUUAUAUAUGAAGAGAUUCAAGAGCCGCACAGGCUUGAAGUUUGCGGCAGAUGGUGGGAGAAGAAAACGGUGCUGGAGUUGACUGUAGAGGAGAAGCACAGUGGGUGUUGUGUCACUGACUGUUGACCAGCAGAGUGCAGUCAUAUGUUAAUGAGGACGUGGGAUUAAACGCUCGCAUAUUGCUGCUCCUCUCUUACUCUCCGCCUCCUCUACUCCUCUCAGUGGGCAGUGUGCUGAUUUGCAACAGCUCUAUGUUAUUUCAUGUUCAUAUUUCAUGUGCAACAUUUCAUGCCUGAAUGGAUCCAGACUAGUUUUUUUUCCUUUUCCGACCAAUUUGACUUAUUACUUCUCCAUCACAUGUAGAGCCGAAUUAAACGCAACAUGUGUCAUCUAAACUACAAACACACAUGAGCGAACGGUUAAAUGAUAGUUUGAGUUUCCGUGAAAAGCUCCUGGAGGUGGUGGCUCAGUAUAAUAUUCCCAGUAUAGCCAUGAAGUGACUGAGUGGAUGUGGCAGGUGUGUUUUGAUUGGUCAGAUAGAUUGGAGUCACGCUUUAUAAGCACAGUUCAUUCAUUCAUUACUUGAAUAUUGUGCUCCAAGAAAACAACAUCCUACGGACACAACAGUAUAGCCGGCUAUAUCCAGUUCAUACUGUGUAGUUGUGUGUCAGCACUUGCAUUGUGUUGCAAAGGAGCAAAACUGUGCAUAUAAAUAUUGAAAUGUCUCGCACUUGUGUAUAGAGGGUCAGUUGUUUUCCGACGCUCCUCGACUGUUUGGGACAUUCAAGGUUUCUCUGCGGGGUGCAACAGAGCAUCUGCUAUUUGGCAUAAUCAUAUUCAUGGGUUUUUGAGUAAAGUAUUUUUCGGCUGGAGAUUAGACUGACAUCGUGACCUGCUGUUUGCUGUCAUGAUGGCGUUGUCCUGUUGCAUUUCCCUGGUCUCACCUGCAGUAAACAACAUCCCGACGGGUUAAGUGAGAGCACACUGAGUCCCACCUGCUCAGCACCACCCUCAGUGUCCAUCAAUCUAUCUAGCCGUGUGUCUGCUAGCUGUUUAUCCAGGUUAGGGUUGCUCACAUUUAUCCGCAGGAGCAGUAGCCAAGCCAACCGGACAUCUUUAUUUUGACUUUUGGUGAUCUCACAUGGUACCAGGAGGAUCAUCAUUCCUGCAAUCAGUUUACUCCCCUUUAGGAUGUGACCGAUAUGGCUCUCCAUUAAACCACAAGACUAAGAUGCUUUGUUUUGUAAGUAAAACAAAAAAAAGUUGAUGUUCUUAAGCCAGAAGACUUCUCUAACCCAGUGAUCAUUGUGCAUUGUGCACUCUAAGCUGUAUAACUCACACUUCAAAAUAUUGGAGUACUCAGUCCAACCAUGAAUUAAACACUGCAGUUCCUACAAUAUUGAAGUGGCAAGUCACCUAUAUAGAACAAAACAACACUUUUUUUGUGCCAAUUAGAGGCAUCGAACCAUGCAGGUAGUGUUAGUUUAGGCUUUGCGAUAACUUGAAACAUCCUCGUCAACACGGAGGUCUAAAUCCACCGAUUUAAAAGUAUUUUCUGUUCAACUACCCAGAAAAUGUCCAAACCCGGCUGUAGACUGUUCUGACUGGAACCAAACUCUGCUAAGGAAACAAGCGACAUGAAAAAACAAAAACACAGCUUUUGAAGUUUUUUUGAUACAAUUUUGAAAAGCUGUUUAGCACCAGAAAAAUAUCAAUUUACUUUUCACUUAAGACGGCGAAACAAAUCAAAGUCUGCAAAAAGCCUGGACAGAAACAAGAAAAUCUCCACAACCAGUUUUCACAUGAUGCAAAUGAGUGACUGCUCAGAAACAGUGAUCUACUACCUCCAUGAAACAGUUUCAGCGACACUGAUGUGGUAAAUAUUUACUCUGGUCAUUUAAAAGCAGUUCAAACACUCACUCCGCAUAAUUAAUGUGAAAAUCAAAGAGCCUGUGACACUGAAUUUAGACUCAGGGCCGCGAGCCAACAGGUUUUUUAUUCACUCUGUCAGCGUGUCUGCGGGUGCGGACCUUGUUCAGGCAUGUGUAGAGUGUCUGUGUUACAUUCAGCAUUGCUGUCAGAGUGUUUGUGCGCUCGGUGAUGAAUGAGCCACUUCUUAUUGUUUACUGGUCCAAUAUCCACAGCCAAUCAGUGCGUGUGCUCAGGCCUGUCGCUGUGCGGUCGUCAAGGUCAAAAUAAUCCCGGUCUACUUAAGAGAUGGGCCCCAGACUAGUUAAUAUUCACCCUGGCUCUCACUGAUUUUACCGACCAAAUAUAUAUUAAUACAUAUAUAUGUGUGUGUGUGUGAGACUGGCUGAGGCUGUCCUGGGCGACUCAAUCGUUGCCCUUUAUUAAACAUAUAGUUAAUACUCUCUGAAAACCAUGGAGCAGAGGCAAAAGAUUAUUGGAUAUGUGCUCCGCCUCCUUCCUUCUCACUCACACACACACACACACACACGCACACACUGCUCAGGGUGCUCAAACAGAAAAUCAACAACCUAAACAUACUGCUGUAGUUGAUAGCAGAGCUAUUACAAUUGAUAACAUUUUUGUAUUUCAUAUCAGAGCCAAUACAGAGCCCAUGAUAAAAUCAGUCUGCUGCAAUCUCUGCCUCAAAUUAAAGUGGAAGAAAAAAACACACACACACACAGAAAGAGGAUGCUGUGUCUGGUCUCAGUUUGUAAAGAAACAGGGGAAACAGAUAAGAUCUUUCUGGUUGCUCAUCUGUCACUUUCUCUCCAUGUUUUUCCCCCUCCUAAUCGUUUCUUUUCCAGACUCUUCUGCUUCCUCAUACUAAUGUGUUGUCUUGUGCUCGUUCCACAGGCCCGAAGACUUCAGGAUGAAAUGAAAUCCAGCCAGCUCAACGCAACCGAAGCUCAAAAGGUUUUUUUCUGUUGGCGCCAGGUAUGCAGCCAAAGCCACAUAGUCCUGUUGAAGUGCUGCUUUACAAAAUAAAGAGAAAAUCAGAGACCUUCAGAAGGAUUUACAGAGAAUCUGGUUUUCUUUUUUGGGGGAAAAUUUUAGAUCAAUCAGAUUUUACCAAAACAUUACAAAGUUAAAACCAAGCAACAAAAACACUGAACUCACCAUUAGAAAACGUGCUCUCCUGCCUGCCAUGUUACCUCUGGAAGGAGACUUGAAUUGUUAAGUUGCAGUUUAGGAAAUCUGUCUUUUUUUUCUGGAGUGCACAAUUUAAAAAAUCAGGAUCUGUGAAAACUGAUUUCUGUAAAGUGUAAAAUACGUGAAUACUUCAGCUGUUCUGCUGAGAAUGGUCAGAUUGAAGUCUGCAAUAAAAGUGAAACAAAUGAGCUACAA
Molecule: messenger RNA, 9290 nt
Organism: Xyrichtys novacula (pearly razorfish)
Lineage: Eukaryota; Metazoa; Chordata; Actinopteri; Labriformes; Labridae
Source: the annotation of a GenBank genome assembly